Lonchura striata (white-rumped munia) is the source of this 1950-nucleotide messenger RNA. Its product is annotated as F-box/LRR-repeat protein 12. Gene Ontology annotation, molecular function: protein binding. NCBI's taxonomy places the organism in Eukaryota, Metazoa, Chordata, Aves, Passeriformes, Estrildidae. Gene Ontology annotation, biological process: SCF-dependent proteasomal ubiquitin-dependent protein catabolic process. The record is from RefSeq and is a predicted model, not a curated record. Gene Ontology annotation, cellular component: SCF ubiquitin ligase complex.
AUGGCGGCGCGGCCGCCGCUGCCCGACUCGGUGCUGGUGCGGGUCUUGGCGCUGCUGCCGCUGCGGGACCGGCUGCGAGCGGCCAGGGUCUGCCGGCGGUGGCAGCAGCUGGCGCAGGACCGAGCGGUGUGGACACAUGUGGAUCUGAGCCCUCACCGGAUCAGCCGCCGCACGCUGUGGCACCUGGUGCGGCACCGCCUCCCGGACAGCCUCUGCACGCUGCGGCUGCGGGGCGCGCCGCGCUCCCGCGGCAAGCAGCGGCUCCUCUCGCCGGCGCUGCUGGCCGCCCUUCGGGAGCGCUGCCCCCAGCUGCACCGGCUGUGCCUGACCGAGACCGACCUCCGCCAUGUCCCGUACGAGAGCAUGCCCGCCUCUGUCACCACGCUGGAGCUGAGCCUUUGCGACAUCCCCGAUGCCUGGUUCUGCGUUUCCCCUUCGGUGCCACCACCGCAGGUACAACACCUGGCUAUCCACAGCAUUCCCACCUUUUCUGACAGUCAUCUUCUUGACAUUUCCUCACAGAGCCACUUGAAGGCACUGAGCCUUUGUGGCACCUACCGUGUCACUGAUACGGGGAUCCAAGCAGCAGCUCCACACCUGGAAGAGCUUGAGCGCCUGACUCUGCGGCACUGCAUCAUUGGUGAUGCUGCCUUGGUGUUCAUCGGGCGCCACAUGAAGCAGCUCCGCUACCUGGAAAUCAGCAAUGCCUACUUCCUGACAAACAGGGGGCUGGUUGCUAUUGUGGCGCUGGAGCGCCUGGAGACCCUGUGCCUUGACCUCUAUGAUUUGGUCUCCCUUGGUACUGUUAUCGCUUUGUUGCAAGUGCUGCCUCGCCUGAACCACCUCAAAUUAGGUGGAACUUGCUUUGAAGAUGAGCUCCUCAGUAAAAUUCAGGAGAAUUUUCCACAUUGCACCAUAUCUCACAGCCUGUGACAGCCUGAAGUGCUAUUCUUCCUUAGUACACCUGAAGUGCUCCUUUUUUUAUUUUUUUGAAAAGGCCGUUUUCCUGUAGCUUUGGGACAGAAUUCCCGUUGGCCUUAAAAUAUUACAGUUUUUUCACAUAAAUACAGAGCUUGUCAUGUAAAUAAGGUUUUUAACAAGCUUUUGGUAGGAUUCCCCCUCCUUGUUUUCCAUGUAUCAGAGGAAUAGGGAAGCUGGGAAGCACACCCAGCCUUUGGGAACCCCACUGACCAAAAACUGGGGUGAUGACAAGUUUAAGCUCUGUCUUCUCCUCUUUCUCCACUGCCGAAGGUUAGGCAGCAGCUUAAUGAGUGCAGAAUUCAAGGAGUGAAGUGAAGCACCAGUCUGUUACGGAAAAAACAGACCUGGCAGCCAAAACCUCACAAUUACUAAUUCCUUCUCUUUUCCUUCAAAUUCAGAUCUUCAAGUCACUUGUCAGACUGGUCAUGUGGAUCCCUGAACACCUGGUCCCAAGAGCCAGACAUCCCGUUUGCCCCCAGGCAUUGCUGGGGCUGCUGUUACCUCUGGUUUUGCUGGUAACAUCCACGUUUUCUUAUCACCUUUUAUUGUCUGUGCUCACAUCCUCUUCCUCCGCCAUCCCCCAGUAUCCUAACACCAGAUAACCACCUAAAUGUUAUGUUGUUAUUCUUAAUUUUCAGUCGAUAUUUUUGAGCAAAUAUUGUAUUUAUUUUAAAAAACUUGCAAGCUUCUAAUUUUCAUUUGAAUCCUUGUUUCUUAGGACUUGGGGUUUUUUUUAGUUUUAACCUGCUUCAGCAUCUCUCCUGCCCCUUAGGCCAGCCUUCCUUGUGACAAGAGCAUCCCACAGGAAACAGAGUGGGACAAUUUAAGCUUCAGCUGAGCCUUUUCUGCCCUGUUUUCAUCCCAAACAGCCCCUGCCCUCCAUUCAGCUGCAGCACAUGCAAUAAUUCUUUGGGUUUCAGACAGUCCUGGAUGGCAGUGACCCUCCCUGGGGUGAAAUUCUCAUUGCUG